CCUCUUUCCUUUUCAGUUACUUCAAAGUCCAAAUUAUCUUCAACCAUCAAGUAGGAACUGAAUUAUUGCACUUACAAUAUGACAAGCACCUCUCAAGUUAUUACAUGCAAAGCUGCAGUAUGUUGGAAGGUUGGAGAGGGAGUGAAGGUUGAAGAGAUUCAAGUUGAUCCACCAAAAGCAAAUGAAGUUCGACUUAAGAUGCUUUGUUCUAGCAUCUGCCACACUGAUAUCUCAAGCAUUCAAGGAUCUCCGAUGUUUAAUUUUUAUCCUCUAGCACUUGGACAUGAAGGAGUUGGGGUUGUAGAAACUGUUGGGGAUGAAGUCAAGAGUGUGAAAGAAGGCGAUACAGUGAUUCCAACAUACAUAGAAGAGUGCCAAGAAUGUGAGAAUUGCAUUUCAGGGAAAUCAAAUUUGUGCAUGACAUGUCCUGUGAGGCUGACUGGCUUGAUGCCAGAUAACACUUCAAGGAUGUCCUGCAGAGGCCAGAGGCUAUACCACCCUUCGAGUUGUGCCACGUGGUCCGAAUACACGGUUAUUGAUGCUAAAUUGCUCGUCAAAGUUGAUCCAAGCAUUGAUCCAGCCCAUGCCAGUUUCAUCUCAUGUGGGUUCUCAACUGGCUAUGGAGCUGCAUGGAAGGAAGCCAAGGUUGAAAGUGGAUCAAGUGUUGCUGUCUUUGGUCUUGGUGCUGUUGGAUUAGGGGCUAUAAGUGCAGCAAAAAUAUUGGGGGCAACAAAGAUAAUAGGGAUUGACAUAAAUGAUAUGAAGAGAGAAAAAGGUGAAGCUUUUGGAAUGACUCACUUUAUAAAUCCAAGUGAUUCUGAUAAAUCUUCUUCAGCAUUGGUGAAGGAACUUAGUGGUGGAAUGGGUGUGGAUUAUUCCUUUGAGUGCACUGGAGUUGACCCUUUGCUUACUGAAUCAUUAGAAGCUACAAAAGUGGGUUCAGGUAAAACAAUAAUACUUGGUUUAGGAAAUGAACCAUAUGUAUCAUUAGGUCUGUUUACUAUUGCUUUUGGGAGAACUUUGAAAGGGUCGAUGUUUGGUGGGCUAAAACCAAAAUCGGACCUGCCUAUCCUAGCUGACAAAUGCAUUAAUCAGGAAUUUCCUCUUCAAGAACUAUUCACCCAUGAGGUCCAAUUAACAGAUAUAGAACAAGCAUUUGAGCUAUUGAAACAACCCAAUUGUGUGAAAGUUGUCAUCAAGAUAUAAUAUUAUUCCAACAACCAAAUCAAAAAGAGAUAGAGCAAAUCCUCAAUAACAGGGGUAAGGAUCCAAUUCACACACAGCACCACAUGACUUUAGAGAAGUGGCAGAAUCUGCUAGCUCACAAGGAGCUGCACAAGGUUCGAAUCCUGAGUAAGCGCAAGAAGUUAUAGAACUCAUAAU
Messenger RNA from Arachis duranensis, 1383 nucleotides. Its product is annotated as 8-hydroxygeraniol oxidoreductase. Gene Ontology annotation, cellular component: cytosol. The transcript has 7 exons. The record is from RefSeq and is a predicted model, not a curated record. Bases 79 to 1206 code for a protein of 375 amino acids. Gene Ontology annotation, molecular function: S-(hydroxymethyl)glutathione dehydrogenase [NAD(P)+] activity; zinc ion binding. NCBI's taxonomy places the organism in Eukaryota, Viridiplantae, Streptophyta, Magnoliopsida, Fabales, Fabaceae. Gene Ontology annotation, biological process: formaldehyde catabolic process.